This is a messenger RNA of Zychaea mexicana, 657 nucleotides long. RefSeq lists its product as uncharacterized. NCBI's taxonomy places the organism in Eukaryota, Fungi, Mucoromycota, Mucoromycetes, Mucorales, Lichtheimiaceae. The coding region runs from base 1 to 657 and encodes 218 amino acids. The record is from RefSeq and is a predicted model, not a curated record. The transcript has a single exon.
AUGCCUGAGCUUGACCUUCAAGACAUAGCCGAGGAAAUAAAAAUUAUACUCAACGAUAAUGGGGUAUCUUUAAAAACGGACAAUAAGAAGAUCUAUUUGCAGCGGGACGACGAAAUCUUUGAAUUACCACACGCAACUCCUCACAACACACCACUACCCGCAGCCGUAGGCGCCACAACACCAGACGAAUCACACCAAGUCGACUUAAACCGUAAAGCACGAAAAAGACAAAAGACGACACCAUCAUCAUCAACUAAAAAAGCAUCAAGCGCAAAAACAGUGUCCAAAAAACAGAAACGGCUAUUGCAACGGUUUAGUGAAGCACGGUCGCAGUUCUUACAAAAGGACAUACCUACACGUGUUACGUCAAUUGAAACGGAGCGCAACAAAUAUCACAAUACAGUUCAACAAAGAACCGAAACAGCUUUAAUUUCAGUUACAAACAUGCAGGAAGUAUCAGAACCAGGAAUGUCGACAGAUUAUCAAAAAAUUGCAGACGACGUCCUGGCAGAGCUUCGUGUCAUUCAAUACUGCAUUCACAUCGCGCAAGUGGCCGCCAUCCAUACCAACUUUGCAAUGCUCAACCUGCACCAGCUCAACGUUGUGUUGGACAACGUCAGCAGCACACGGAUUCGAUAUGCAGACGCAUACGAUUAA